Molecule: messenger RNA, 998 nt
Organism: Acanthoscelides obtectus
Lineage: Eukaryota; Metazoa; Arthropoda; Insecta; Coleoptera; Chrysomelidae
Source: the annotation of a GenBank genome assembly
AUGAUUUAUGGUGCCACUACAAAAAAGAUGUCUAUACUGUCUGUUUUCGUCAACGAAGCGCCACAUCAGUCGACAAUUUCCCGUUGGUAUGAAGAAUUCAAACGUGGAGUGAGUCUUAGCGACGAUCCCAGGGUGAGUGCACCAAAAACGGCAGUCACCCAGGAAAACGUCGAUGCUGUGCGCAAACUCACCAUUGAAGAUAGACAUGUGACAUAUCGCGAAAAUGAGGCGUCCUUGAAGAUCUCAAAGACCUUAAUUGAAAAAAAUUUACAUGAAGAAUUAGGAGUAAGAAACUCAAGAAAUGUGUACAGCAUUGCUGGUGGUGAUGAAUCGUGGAUUUACUGUUAUGAACCAGAAAAUAAACGACAGUGGACUGUUGGUAUGUUCCAAGGUGAAGAAAAGCCAACAAAAGCCAUCCGUUCUCGAAGUGUUUCGAAAAAGAAUGUCGCGACAUUUGUGUCAAAAUCGGCAACUGUUACUGCGGAUUGGUAUACCACCAUUUGUUUGCCAAAAGUCAUCAUCGAGCUUCGAAAAAUCAACCCCGAAAGAAGAAUCAUCCUCCACCAAGACAAUGCAAGCUCGCACACAGCCCAAAAAACAAGGCAGUAUUUAACGGAAGAAAACGUGGAAUUAUUGGACGAUCCUCCAUAUAGUCCCGAUCUAAGUCCUAUCGAUUUCUUUACUUCCCCGAAAAUUAAAAACAGACUGCGUGGUCAAAGGUUCCAGUCACCAGAGGAAGCAGUUGACGCAUUCAAAAAUGCCGUUUUGGAUCUGCCAUCCAACGAGUGGAAUAAGUGCUUCGAAAAUUGGUUCGAGCGCAUGCAGAUGUAUAUUAAUCUUCGUGGAGAAUACUUCGACAAACAAUAAAGUCAUUUAAAACCGUGUUGUUUUAUUUCCAUAUGUAAAACUUAAAAGACAUCCCUCGAAUUAUCACAGCAACAAUCUUAAUAAAAAAACAUUUCUUUUAUCACAACCUUUUAAACAAAACUAGAAAAUUU